Messenger RNA from Rhizopus microsporus ATCC 52813, 775 nucleotides. RefSeq lists its product as uncharacterized. The transcript has a single exon. Lineage: Eukaryota; Fungi; Mucoromycota; Mucoromycetes; Mucorales; Rhizopodaceae. The coding region runs from base 183 to 569 and encodes 128 amino acids. The record is from RefSeq and is a predicted model, not a curated record.
AUUCUUGCCGUUGCUCUUCUGGAGAUCACUUUUCUCCUUGUGGAGAAAUCUGCAGAGUGUACUGGCUUAUUUGUCAUAAUUAUGAUGGAAGGAACAAAGACCGUAAAGAGUGAGGUGUCUUGACCGUGUUUUCUGUGAACAACGAAAGGAGAAGGAGGAGCGAAGGAAUGGUGGUGCGUAAAAUGGCAUUCUGGCACAAACAGUUAGACUUUUCUUUACUAAUUACUUUUACGGUGAUUCAGGCGCAUUACUUAAUUUUAUCAAGCAGAUUACAACACCCUGAGGGCAUUGGGCUGUGUAUGGUGUCUGUUGAUCAUUUCAAGCUGCCAAACAUAAUGUCGCUGUGCAUGUCUGGUCUACCAAACAAAUGGCUUCGUGGACAGUUGGCAUAUCAGCUGAACAUAUCUGGUCAAUUUUAUGCUUCCGGGCAUAUUCAAGUCAUGUAUUUCUCGCCAGGGAGUUGGACAGUCCGCUUGAUGAUCAUAUCCACAUUUUAUCAUAGCCUAAAUUUAAAGAAGACGAGUCCCUUGCUAUUGAAGCCACAUGCCCCAAUACAUCUUAUCUUAUGAAGCACACUUGUCCCCCUUCAAGCAUAACAUGGAACUUUAACAUGGUUGAGUAUUAUCGGCAAUUACUCAGAAAAUACGUAGUCAUCAAGGGACAAUAAUAAAUAAUGCUGUUACUACUACAUUUCACGAUAAAGAGCUAAAAAAAGAUGUGUAUGCUUUAUUGAUUCACGAUUAAAUUGCGAUUUGAAGGAAUGCCUUAAAAAGAU